GUAUGGUUAAGCGAUUCUUUUUAAUGGAAAAUAGGUUUUUGAUAGUUUUAGAAGAGUUUAGAACAUUUGAAACUAAGAAACAUAAUUUGUCGAGUCUAAAACAUAUAUUUUCUAUUUUUGGCGGAAAUAUAAGCAGCGAGCGAGUUAUAUUUGUGAAGUGGUAGAUCGCCAUUUUCUUCACGCAUACAUACGAUCAGAUAAUUUGUCAGUUCCCUUAUGAAAUAUAAAAUAGUUUUAAGUGCAUAACGUUAAAGUGCUUCACAACUAUUUUGUAUGCUUUAUAAUGAGGACUUUUACUGUUGGGAUUAGGAUAUGCUGGAACAUUUAAACUCAAAGUUGCUAAAUAAUGGCACAAUACUUUGAGGUUUUAAGUCAAAGAGAGAGCAGCGAACAAAAUCGGCAUUUUUUUAGCACCAGUGACGAAAAUCAGCAAACCCAGCAAGUGAGAUAUAUUUUAGCUGAUGAAUCCCAAACAUUUCAACAACAACAGUUGGUUCAGUUAUCUGGUGAUCAGGUAAUGUUAGUUGAUGGUUCUCAACAGCAAGUACAACAACUUGUUAUUGAAUCAAAUCAGUUAACAUAUCAACAAACACAAAAUCAAGCGCAACCCUUUAUGCAGAUGUCUAAUGCUAAUGCACAGACGCGACAGAUAUUUUAUAUGGAGUCCAGCGAAGUUCCAACUCAAGAGAAUGUUCAAACUGUUAUUGAGCAGACACCAACAAUGCAACAGGCUCAGGCUCAACCAAUUGUGCUGAAUCAUCAAUUAGGGGCAUCUUCAAACCGACAAACUAGUGCUCAGAGGCCGCUUUUAAUACGAAAUAAUUCCAGACCUACUCAAAUUAACAUGGCAAAUCAACCUGUAACCAAUCCCCGAGCUCCAAUACCUCAACAGGUGACAAGAUCUUCUGCCGUUCAAAUGAGAAAUAAUGUAGCCAAUCCGCUGAGAAUGAGGUCCCCUUCUUUACCUCAAAUUAGAACACAGCAACCAAGAUCAGUAAUGCAGCAAAGGAGUGCAGUUCUUGGUAUAGUGGCCAAAGAUUCAAAUUUAGUCUCUCAAGAACCACAACUUCAAUCUUCUUCUCCACUUCCUUCCUCUCCAACAGUGCUGAAGCAAGUUCAGAAGCAAAUAGGGGAUUUCGAACAUUCUCAAGACAAAAACUCAGAAUCACCGAGCUCCGGGGUCUCUCAAGAGCAGCUGCUUUCUUCUCAGAUUGUAAAACCAGAUUUUCAGAAGCAAUCUCCAAUGAAAUCAGAAAAUGUUGAUGAGUUGGAUGAUCAUGAUCCUUCAAUGAAUAGUAAUCCUGCUCAAAUGGCUAACUAUAAAAGGAUUCUUGAACAAAAGCAGCAAAUGACAAAAAUGGGCCUUUUAUCCAGACUUCCAAGUCAAAUCAAAAUCACCCAAACACCACAAACGACUCCUCAACAGCAAAUAUUAAACCAAAUUGCUGAAUUGCCACCCCCUCAAGAACACCAACAACAGUCACCAAUGUCAUCCCAGACCUCACUGCCCCAACAACAGCAGAUACUGCAAACAGGAGGCCCAGCAAGUUUCCCUGCAACUCCACAGCUCCCUCAACGCAAGCCUAGAGCACCAGCGCGACCGCGGAACCAAAACGCUAUGCCAAGAAACAGCGGAGCUGCAAAACCCAAAGCACCUCCAAGGACGCCACAACCCUUACAUCCAUAUCCAAGAGCAAUGGGUCAACAAGCAAGGUUCCCUUUGAAUCAACAGCAGCAACAGUUAGCAAACCAAGGGCCAGUUAGAAAACUGCUAAACCAGCCUCAAAACCAGGUGGCAUCUCAGAAGAUGGCCCAACAGCAGCAGCAGCAGCAACACCAGCCCCAACAACAACAGAUAAAUGACAUUCAGCAACAACAUGCCGCCGCCCCUCCACAAUCUCAGAUCAAUUACCUUAUACCACCCCCCACUCCUAAUAGACCCAGACAACAACGUCCUUUACCAUCAUACAUACCGUCUAGUCAAAUUCAACAAAUAAUUGAAAAUACUCCAUUAACAGAGGAGUAUUCUGACUCAAUUAGGAUGCUGGUCCUAUUAGAAAAUGGAGAACAGAGAUUGAUUACGUUCACUUUACCAAAAGAAGCUUGCACAAUCCAGGAGAUUCUUGAGCAGGUCAAUGUACCUUUCACUCCAGAAACAAAUAUUCAAGUAACAGAAGCAAAUACCAAUGGAAUUAAUUAUAUUGUCACAGUUGGAAAUGUUACCAACUUUGGGUAUGGCGAGGACGAAUGUCAAGAUAAUAUUGAUCCCUCCCAGUCUCCUCCACCUGCGCCUCUGCCCCCUAUUGUUUCUGAACAGCAAGAAAUGAUCAAGCCUGCUUCACCGGAGCCUCCAAAAGAACAGCCGAAGCUGGUACCAGGAAAACUAGCUGUAUGUUCAUAUUGCGGAUAUACUGGCGAGGAUUUCAAUAGAUGCGCGAGAUGCAACCGGAAAUUGCCCGACAAUGUGAAAUCUAUCGACUCGCCUUUAAAAAAUAAUGGUCAGAAAUUCAGCUCGGCAGAAAAGAAAUCGCUUAUUGGUUUAUCUCCUUCAGUACCAAAACCGACGACUCCAAUUAAAAAGAAGCCUACAAAAGCGAAACCAAUGGAUAAUGAAUCGGUGGUGAUAAGUUCUGAUGAGGAAGAAGAUGAGAAAAAAUCUGCAAAAUCAGUUAGUGAACAACUUUUGAAAAGUUUGGGGGCAUCUGUGACAAUUAGUCCUGUAACAAAAGAGCCGUCUUUGACUGAAAUGAAGAAGCACAUUUGCAAAGAUUUGCCUGAGACAGUUAAAAGUCUGACAAUGGUUUUGAAAUGUCGAACAGUGAGAGUUGGAUCCUAUCGUUUUGCCCCACCCGAGGAGAUUAUAAUUGAUUCUCGAAGCGUAUCAAUAAAGGCCCCUCCUGUGGGUACACAUGGAGAAUUCGUUACCCUAACAAUUAAUAGAUCUGAAAUAGUGAAGGUGCUGGUCAGUUUUAAUAAGGGCUUACCUGUCGUUUUUUAUUAUCUAAAUGUGGAUGCUGCACCAGUGAUUAGGGAGCUCCUCAAUCUCCAGUUAGAAACCGGAUUAUAUUACGAUCCAAUAUCAGAAAAGGAUGAGUCUUUCAAAAAGAUAACAUUGCUACCCGACGAGUUUCUUGAUGAACAAAAAGCAAUUUUCCAACAAAUUUACGGCGCUCAGCCUUUUAAUAUUAUGGAUGAACUUACAUCUAAGGAGGCCAACGAUAUUUUACUUAAAACAUGUCCGAAGGAUGGGAACUCCUGCUCUGCUGGAACAUAUACGGAAAUAAAGCAAAUAUUGUUUUAUCCCCCUGAAGGACCCGCAAGACUUACGUUAAAUACUGAAGAUUACGUAUGUUUGGCUGCGGAUCAAUUUCUAAACGAUAAAAUAAUCGACUUUUAUCUCAAAUAUCUAUGGGAAAAUCUUCCUCCAGAGACGCAAAGUAAAGUGCAUAUUUUUUCUACUUUCUUUUACAAAAGGUUAACUACAAAGCCAAGUAAAGCUAACAAAAAAUCUCUUCCCCAUGAAGUUGACCCAAAUUUAACUGCUGCAGAAAAAAGACACUCUCGAGUCAAAAAUUGGUCAAAAAGGACAAAUUUAUUUGAAAAAGAUUUUAUUGUGGUGCCAAUUAAUGAAAAUGCUCAUUGGUUUCUUGCCAUAAUUUGUUUUCCAAACUUGCAGGGUAUGCAAACAUUUGAUGGCAAACCUUAUGUUAUUGAUGUCAAACCAAAGAAAGGCAAAAAGCAUAAGGCAGAAAAACCAAUCCCGUGUGAUGAUCCUUUAUUAAGUGACAAAGAUGAAGCAGAAAGUGAAGCUAGUGACCUAGAGUCCGAUGAUUCGGAUUCUUCAACCGCAUCCGCUGCUGCAACUAACAUUGCUGCAUCAGUUAGUAUAACCCCCCUCCCUAGGGUUAAAAAACCUGAGAGACCUCCAAUCAAACAGCCUUGCAUUUUAAUAUUUGAUUCAUUAGCAGGACCAAGCAGGUCACGUGUUGUCGCUACGUUGAGAGAUUAUCUGACUGUUGAAUACAAGAACAAAAUUGGAGAAGAGAGAAUAUAUAAUAAAGAUUCAAUUAAAGGCUCUGUGGUAAAAGUACCACAACAGACAAAUUUUACUGACUGUGGUUUAUAUUUAUUACAAUUUGUUGAACAUUUUUUUAAGAGUCCUAUACAAGACUAUUACAUACCAAUUAAAUCCAUCAAAACCUGGUUUGAGGAAAUUACAGUCACUAAAAAGAGAGAGGACAUUGCAAAUUUAAUUAAAGAAUUAAUGGACAAGAAUGGAGGAAAUCUAAAACUUUUGCCAGAUAUAAUAUUGCCUACAAUGAAUGGGAAGUUGAUUGAAAAAACACAACAAUCUGAAGAGGAGCAUGAAAGUGAAGAUAUGUUUACAGACAUUGAAGAUUCCGAAAUGACCGAUCCAAAUUUGGCAAAUUCUUCUCUUCAAUUAAAUGAAAGUAGUGAGAUGUGCCAAUCAGACGAGUCUUCUGUGGCAAACACUGAUGUUUCUUGUUCCCCUAUAAAACCUUCAAUUGAAAGUGUUAGUGAUAAAGGUGACAUUGUUGCCACUGUGAUGAAUUCAAACUUGCUUAGACCUACAUUUAGUGAAUUUCCUAGGAUUACAAACAAAGACACUUUAAAUUAUUUAAAAGCAAAACGAAUCGUGCGGCAUAAGCAAGCUGAGGGUAGUCCAGAAAUAAAAAAAAUAAAAUUUGAAAACAGCACCAAAUAAUACUUGAUUGCAAAUUAUACAACCUUUGUUAUAAGAAACUGUUUUAAUAUUAAAUUGUAAAUGUAAUUUUUUUAUUUAUGCGAUUUACCUUACAGUUUUAAUUGGGUGAGAAAAGAAAUGUUUAUGCAAUACACAAAUUGAUUCUUUUGGUCAUUUUGGUUAGUUGUUUAUUUUGUAUUUAGAAUGUAAAUGCGAAAUUUAAUUUGAAAUAAAAUGGUUA
This is a messenger RNA of Cylas formicarius (sweet potato weevil), 4946 nucleotides long. RefSeq lists its product as uncharacterized. Gene Ontology annotation, cellular component: nucleus; cytoplasm. The transcript has 23 exons. The record is from RefSeq and is a predicted model, not a curated record. Lineage: Eukaryota; Metazoa; Arthropoda; Insecta; Coleoptera; Brentidae. The coding region runs from base 347 to 4726 and encodes 1459 amino acids. Gene Ontology annotation, biological process: protein desumoylation. Gene Ontology annotation, molecular function: SUMO-specific endopeptidase activity.